UACAGUGUAGGUGCCUUUGUACAUAUUAGAUAUGCUUUGUUUUCUUCCUGAUAUAAGCGAGUGUUGGGUUCAUGAGCAAGGGCACCUGCAAGUGUGCCAAUGUGGGCGUGGUUUCCUGUUUUGUUUAAUGUACACACCUGUGAUAAGCGUACCUGGGCGUGGUCUCUGGCUUGUUAGCAGAAUGACAACACCUGUGGGCCGUGUGGGUUUACUUAUUGCUGGGGUGAAACUUUUCCUGUGACCGUGUUCUCAACCUGUUCUGGCAGUUGUUGACUGUUGUUGUAUGGAUUACUUGAGUGGAUUAUGUCGCGGAGCUGCUGAUUAUGUAUCCUGGCAUCGCGGGAAGUGCGGCACACGAACGCAGUCAGCAGGUGUUGCUGCGUCCCGAGGAGAGUUCCCUUCCCGGGCUGAGCAGCAGACAGUCCGCCACCUUGUCCGAACAAGUCCAGGAUGCUCUGCUGCAGCUGGCAGCGGUUGUCGAUGCGCGCUCGCUGCGAGCGGCCCUUCGAGACAGCGUCCAGGCGCUGCUACCCAGCACGGUGUGUGUGUGCGUGUACACACUGGAGGGAAACUCCAGGCUGCUGUCUGACGACCCACCACAUGAGCUGCCACAGGAGGGGAAGAUCAGGAACGCUGUUGACCAGCUGAAGCGAUGCCAGUGUGCGGGCUUUCCACCGUCGGAACUCCCAGAAAAAUACAGAAGCUACCUUGCAGCGCCGCUGACGGCACACCAAAGAGCUGUGGUUAUUCCCAUCUUGGACCAGGAGAGGAUCAAGGCCAUUGCUGUCUUACUGGUGGGCUGCAGCCCCCUCACUGAUCAGGAUGAAGUGCACCUCAACACGCUGGAGAAACAUGUGUCGGUGGCAUGUGUGCGCGUCCAGCUUGUUCAGGCGUCCUACCAGAGGCCCCCCCUCAGCCCCUCGCCGAUCCAGCCCCACAAUGCACUGCUGCAACUCAACGUCUCUGAGCAGGACUACUGCGAGUUGGACCACAACAUCCUGCAACUCUGCGGUGAGCUUUAUGACCUGGAUGCAGCCUCUCUCCAGCUCAAAGUCAUCCAUUAUCUGCAACAGCAGACUCAGUCGCAGUGUUGUUGUCUGCUCUUAGUGUCCGAGGACAACCACCAGCUUUUCUGCCAGGUCGUUGGAGACAAAGUCCUGGAGGAGGAGAUCAGUUUCUCGCUGAUGUUUGGACGUUUUGGUCAGGUCGUGGAGAAGAAGAAGUCAAUUUCUCUUCAAGACAUCAGCGCCGAGGAGCGCAGGCAGCUGUCCAGCAUGUUGGGCUGUGAGAUCUCCUCCAUGCUGUGUGUGCCGGUGGUGAGCAGGGCCACGGGCCAGGUGGUGGCGCUCGCAUGCGCCUUCAACAAGCAGGGUGGACAGAGACACACUGAGGUGGACGAGCACGCCAUCCAGCACUGCUUCUGCUACACUUCAACAGUCCUCACUUCCACUCUGGCCUUCCAGAAGGAGCAGAAGCUAAAAGUGGAGUGCCAGGCGCUCCUACAAGUGGCCAAGAACCUAUUCACACAUUUGGACGACGUGUCGGUGCUCUUGCAGGAAAUUAUAGUGGAGGCCAGGAACCUCAGCGGCGCGGAGAUCUGCUCCGUGUUCCUGCUGGAUCGUCAUAGCCACGAGUUGGUGGCCAAGGUGUUUGACGGCGGUGUGGUUAGUGAUGAAGAGAAGGAGUUCCGUAUCCCAGCAGAUCAGGGCAUUGCAGGCCAUGUGGCAACCACAGGUCAAACCCUGAAUAUCAAGGACGCCUACUCCCACCCUCUUUUCUACCGCGGCGUGGAUGACAGCACCGGAUUCAAGACUCGCAACAUCCUCUGCUUCCCCAUCAAAGAUGAGAACAACGAGGUGAUCGGUGUUGCCGAGUUGGUGAAUAAAAUGAACGGGCCGUGGUUUAACCGCUUUGAUGAGGACCUCGCCACGGCCUUUUCCAUCUACUGUGGUAUCAGCAUUGCCCAUUCUUUGCUCUACAAGAGAGUCCACGAAGCUCAGUUCCGGUCCCACCUGGCUAAUGAAAUGAUGAAGUACCACAUGAAGGUUUCAGAAGAUGAGGUGUCCAAGGUGCUGGUCCUAGAGAUCGAGCCCAUUAAGAAGCUCCAUCCGUGUUUCGCCGAGUUCACCUAUCAGCCGCGCUCGCUGGCCGACGAAACCACGCCCAUGUGCGUCCUCAGCAUGUUUGAAGACAUGGGUUUCAUCAACAUCUACAAGAUGGACCGGCAGACUCUCGCCAGGUUUUGCCUAAUGGUGAAGAAAGGCUACAGGGACCCGCCCUACCACAACUGGAUGCACGCAUUCUCCGUCUCCCACUUCUGCUACCUGCUCUACAAAAACCUAGGGCUGUCCAACUACCUCGAGGACAUAGAGAUUUUAGCUCUCUUCGUGUCCUGCCUGUGCCAUGACCUGGACCACCGUGGCACCAACAACUCUUUCCAAGUGGCCUCGCAAUCUGUGCUGGCUGCUCUCUACAGCUCAGAGGGAUCCGUGAUGGAGAGACAUCAUUUUGCUCAGGCCAUCGCCAUUUUGAACACUCAAGGCUGCAACAUUUUUGAGAAGUUCUCCAGAAAGGAUUACCAGCGCAUGCUAGAUUUGAUGAGGGACAUCAUUCUGGCUACAGACCUGGCUCACCACCUUCGCAUAUUCAAGGACUUGCAAAAGAUGUCUGAUGACGGAUACGACCCAAAAAGCGAAACCCACCGCUCCAUGCUGCUGUGCCUGCUGAUGACAUCAUGUGACCUGUCAGACCAAACCAAGGGCUGGAAGACCACUCGCAAGAUUGCGGAGCUUAUCUACAAAGAGUUCUUCUCUCAAGGAGACCUGGAAAAAGCCAUGGGCAACAGACCCAGCGAGAUGAUGGACCGAGAAAAAGCCUACAUCCCGGAACUGCAGAUCAGCUUCAUGGAGCACAUCGCCAUGCCCAUUUACAAGCUGCUGUCGGAACUAUUUCCCGGGGCCACAGAGCUCUACGAGAGAGUGGCGGCUAACCGAGAGCAGUGGACCAAGGUGUCCCACAAGUUCACCAUCCGGGGGUUGCCGAGCAACAACAGCCUCGACUUCCUGGACCAGGAAUACGAGCUCCUGCAGUCCCAGGGCGCUUUCGGGAGCGAUCACCUCUGCCUUAACGGCUGCCUGGACGACGGCGAAGCGGGGCCGGGACUGUGACAGCGGCGGCGCGUGCGCGGCUCAUGAGCUUUUUCUCUCCCCCUCUCCCCUCGCCCAGUGCGAGGCUGUGAAGACACCUUUCUGGCGACCCCCGCGAAGGGAGAGGGUCUGCCCCGCCGUCGGGCCCCCUCGGCGGCCACCGGUGCGGAGGGGGGGGCGGACAAGGGAUUCGAAACAUCCGACGUGGUUUCGUGGUCACGUGCUACAUGUUGCUUGUUUCCCCCAUCAGAGGAGCGGUCGGAGGCGACGCCGGAACCGGACGUUUGCAGCGCUCGUCCCGAUUAAGAUUGUUCACAAACUUUUUUUUUUUGGGGAGCGAUUAAGAAAAAAACAUUUAAAAAAUAGUUCAACUUGUAAACUUGACAAAGUGCUAUUGUUUGAGUGACAUGAUUUAACGGCUUCGCUUAGUUCCCACACAAGCAGCUGCCAUCGGCUUGAGAACGCAUGCCAUGUCUUCUUCUGGUAUUUUUCUACUGUCAAAUUAUUAUUUUUUUUCCCCUUUGAUGCAUUACCACACAUGUCCACAAGGGGCAGUUUGCUUUGACUCGUUAGCCCCUUUUGACAAUCACGUCCCCCGUCCACCACAUGGAUUCUCUCUUCCGUCCUCCGCCUCACCACCGUAGAUAAAGAACCGGAGCAGCCCUUUAAAAGAUCCAUCCCACCCGUCGUGUAAACGAGCCAUAGUGGAGUGCGAGUCGUAUGGAUCUGCCUUAUUGUGCAUCUUCGCUGCCUUUCUUAGAGCUUUUAAUAUAUAUAUAUACCGAUUGAAAUACAGAGUCUGUUUAUUAUUGUGUAUUUGUUAUAGACAUAGCUUGACUAUCAGUGUGUUGACUGAAGGACCACCGCGCUCAGAAAAAUGUAUAUUUGUGAAAUAACCUUUGUAAAGACCGCCGUCGUCGCUUUUGUCCGACUGAUGACGUCACCGUGGGGAUGAUUACAUAGGCGACCGGAAAAAAAAAGAAUCAGAAAUGUAGCCACCAAAAAAAAAAAAAGAAAAAAAAAAAAAUCCCAAAGGUAAAGUAUGGAAACUUUUUUUUUUUCAGCUCUCAGAUUGUGCCUCAUUUUUUUAAACGUUUUGUGUUACAAUGCGCCACUUUUUCACUUGUUUUCGAAGAGGAUAUGCUGCAGUUUAAAGCCAACCACUGAGUCGUUACACAACGUGAACACUGUAUGUAGGCUGUGUGUGUGUGUGUGUGUGUGCAUUGGAGAGGUCAUGACCAAACAAGUGCAUCAGAAAGUGUGUGUGUGUGCGUGUGUGUGCAUGUGUGGGUAGCAGAGAUGGAGAAAUUCUGAUUACGAGCCAAAUGUUUGCUAGUGCACAUUCUUGGGGGUUGUGUGAAAUCCCGUCGUCAUUCCGCCCUCGUAAUGCUAAUAACGCGUAUUAUCAGGGUGUGUGUGUGUGUGUGUACAGAUCCUCCGGAGAACCGGCGUCCUCUGCAGUGGACAUGUGUGUUUCGCGUAACAGGGCUGAUACAAAAGACUAAGAACGUCCACUGCGGAGGACGCCGGUUCUCAGGGAAAAAAACGUACGUCUUGUUCAAAAGUGUCUCGAACCAUUGGGAUUCGUGUUGAUUCAAUCUGCCUUAGUUGGGAGUUUUUUCUACUAAAUGUUUUCAAAGGGCAUAUAGAUGUUUUUAGGACCCCCGCUCAUCGUCUCGUACCUGCCUUUUGUUGUCAUGUGCAAUAUGAAGCGUCUGCCUGAGUGAAAAUGGAAAUCAGCCCUAGCCCCUUGUUAACUUAUUUCCUGGGGUCUGAGGUCCCCACUGGCCAUUUUUUAUUUUUUUUUGGACCGUUCUUGAGACCAGAGUUACGCGGCGGUGCAGAUCACGCUCCGUGUCACUUUGAGGACGGUACUUUAGCUGCGGCUGCGUUCAGUCCAAGCGCGAACAGAGGAACCGAGUCAGGAACGCGCCAGGAGCUAAACCCGGCAGGCACAAGACGUUGUUUAUACAUGCGUGUCCUUUGAAACCGACUUUGAAAAGACGUUGCAAAACAGUCAUAUUUGUAAAUUGAGACAACAGGCCCUUUUCCACAUAAAGUUCAGGAACUUAAGGUUCCUGGAACCUCUAGUUCCUGUGUGGUUUGUGUUUCCACCGUGUUUGCGUUUGCCUACUCAGUGGUCUAGUGGUUAGAGUGUCCGCCCUGAGAUCGAUAGGUUGUGAGUUCAAACCCCGGCCAAGUCAUACCAAAGACUAUAAAAAUGGGAGCCAUUACCUCCCUGCUUGGAACUCAGCAUCAAGGGUUGGAAUUGGGGGUUAAAUCACCAAAAUGAUUCCCGGGCGCAGCCACUGCUGCUGCCCACUGCUCCCCUCACCUCCCAGGGGGUGAACAAGGGGAUAGGUCAAAUGCAGAGGACAAAUUUCAUUGGUACUUUAACUUCAACUUAACUUCCGCAGUCCAGGAUAGUUUAUACAAAUCAGUCUGGUGACGUAUCUGACGCCAUGUAAAUAAACAGGCAAUAUUAGCUCAGAAUUAUUUUACUCAAGAGUAAGAAAUUUAAUAACAGCAAUUAGCAUACAAAACGACAUGAUUUAAAAAAAGUAAAGUGUACCGAAUUGUUCAUAAAAAGUCAAGCUUUUGUCCGCAAUGUCCAACAGUCAGAAAGUCGUCCUCUAGAUAAAUUAUGACUUCAUGAGGGUGAGGGGGUUCCUUUUGGUCCAUUUCAAGUAACAAUAUUUAAAUAAUAAAUGUCAGUGUUUAUCUCACGCCGACAACACAAAGACACCGGAUUUAGCGUUAGCUGGUUAGCAUUAGCAUUCUGUUCACUCGGGUUGAGGCUAUAAAAUACACAAAUGACUACUUUUACAACAUGUAAUAAAGUAAAUAGUUAAUAUUUGAUGUUAUUUACCUUUGUUCCGCUCGUGUUCUGCCUCCUUUUUUUCACAUUUAUCCAAAAAAGCAUGAGUAGUAAGCAGCUUCAUACUCCUCCGUAAAUUUGUUUAAAAGAGUCCGUCCCCUUAUACCUUCGCGUAUGACAAUUUCAGUUGUAAAUAACAAUAUAUAAAUAAUAAAUGUCAGUGAUUAUCUCACGCCGACAACACCAAGACAUGGGAUUUAGCGUUAACUUGUUAGCAUUAGCAUUUCGUUCACUUGGGUUGAGGCUAUAAAAUACACAAAUGGAGUGUCAAUGACUACUUUUACAACAUGUAAUUAAGUAAAUAGUUAAUAUUUGAUGUUAUUUACCGUUGUUCCACUCGUGUGCUGCUUCCUUUUUUUCCACAUUUAUCCAAAAAAGUCUCAGAAUAGUAAGCAGCUACGAGUCCGUCUUCAUAUUCCUCUGUAAAUUUGUUUGAAAGAGUCAGUCCCCUUUUUGUAGCUUUGCGUAUGGCAAUUUCAGCACAAUAACAAUAUCCAUCCAUCCAUUUUCUACCGCUUAUUCCCUUCGGGGUCGCGGGGGGCGCUGGAGCCUAUCUCAGGUACA
Molecule: messenger RNA, 6588 nt
Organism: Entelurus aequoreus (snake pipefish)
Lineage: Eukaryota; Metazoa; Chordata; Actinopteri; Syngnathiformes; Syngnathidae
Gene: pde2a
Product: cGMP-dependent 3',5'-cyclic phosphodiesterase
Exons: 31
Coding region: 324-3167 (947 amino acids)
Biological process (GO): negative regulation of receptor guanylyl cyclase signaling pathway; cGMP catabolic process; regulation of mitochondrion organization
Cellular component (GO): perinuclear region of cytoplasm; mitochondrial inner membrane; synaptic membrane
Molecular function (GO): 3',5'-cyclic-AMP phosphodiesterase activity; 3',5'-cGMP-stimulated cyclic-nucleotide phosphodiesterase activity; 3',5'-cyclic-GMP phosphodiesterase activity
Source: RefSeq, a predicted model, not a curated record